Messenger RNA from Pipra filicauda (Wire-tailed manakin), 2615 nucleotides. It is a transcript of the gene ZNF750, whose product is annotated as zinc finger protein 750. The transcript is spliced from 2 exons. Bases 1 to 2142 code for a protein of 713 amino acids. Gene Ontology annotation, cellular component: nucleus. Lineage: Eukaryota; Metazoa; Chordata; Aves; Passeriformes; Pipridae. Gene Ontology annotation, biological process: epidermis development; positive regulation of transcription by RNA polymerase II. The record is from RefSeq and is a predicted model, not a curated record. Gene Ontology annotation, molecular function: promoter-specific chromatin binding; RNA polymerase II cis-regulatory region sequence-specific DNA binding; DNA-binding transcription activator activity, RNA polymerase II-specific.
AUGAGCCUCCUCAAAGAACGCAAACCCAAGAAGCCUCAUUACAUCCCAAGACCACCGGGAAAGCCGUUCAAGUACAAGUGUUUCCAGUGCCCCUUCACUUGCAAUGAGAAAUCCCAUCUCUUCAACCACAUGAAGUACGGCCUCUGCAAAAACUCCAUCACUUUGGUGUCGGAGCAGGAUCGAGUCAUCAAGUGUCCAAAGAGCAGUUCCCUGGAGCCCAAACAGAUCAAUCAGCUCGAACCUCCCGUCAAACCAACCUCCUCCAAAUCUGUCACAAACGGACUGUCGAGCCUCGAUUCAAAGCCUCAGUAUCCUUUUGCAAAAGAAGAUGCCAAGGAGAACGUUGAGUUACAAAACCAGGCAACAAACGCAGCGAUUCAAGGACAGAAACCUGCGAUCCCGAAGGAAAUAAGCCCUGCCAGCUCCGCAGCAGAAAGUGCCCUCAGCGUGCAGCCCCUGAUGGAGGGCAUGGUGAGGCCCUCGGCCUUCGUUCCCGUUGGAGAACACCGGGACAGCAAAGGCCCAGAGAUCAGUGAAGCGUCUGAAAUCCUGUCCCUCUCUAACAAAAGCUCCCCCUUCCACACCAAGUCUGCGUUUCAUGCACCAGCUCACCCGUGGAAGGCGGGUUCUCCUUUCCUCCCAGAGUUUCCACACAAAGUCGCUCCCACAAAAGGCUUUGGUUCCAUUUCACCUUACAUGCAGCCGAUGAUUCCCGAGUACUCCCCCCACUUCUAUGAGCACAGGCUGGCCAUCUACACACCCUACCUGCUCCCAGGUAACUCGGAGUGUGAAAGCUCUGCCCUCUCUGUCUAUGGAGCACAAGAUCAAAGACACUUUCUUCCCCACCCUGGGCCACUUGCAAAACCCAUAAAUCCAUCAGCAUACGAACACUAUCGACUGUUCCAACAAUAUCACUCCACUCCACCGAUACCAUAUGGAUUUUGUAGGCCAACAGAUCCCCCAUUUUACAGAUUUUCACACGUAGCUGGUAUAAACAGGGAUCAAAACUCUCAUCUGAUGGAAGAAACUACCUUGCUGUACCCAGCUUCUUUAAGCCCUUCCCAACAAUACCCUCUAAGCUCACAUAAAAAACAAGCAGAUUAUGAAAAAGAAAUGACAUUGUUGCACAGCAAAGGUAACCCCAAGGAUGACCAAAAUGAAAGAGAGAAUGCCAAAAUGAGCCCUCUCGCGGGCAGCGCAGCAACGGGCUCCCCUGGCAGACCCAGCCCCACCAACUUCACCCAGACAAGCCACGCGUGUGAGGGCUUAUUUGACCUCUCCAACAAGUCAUCUUCCACAUCCCUGGGCAAGUAUGACCAACCAGAAGAAAACUUCACAGCCUUCAGACCCGUGAGAAAAAGCACUGACCAAGCGACUGCACUUCCAGGUGUGCAGACACAGCAGGAGAGAGGGGACUCACCCACCAGCAUUAACGUCACCGAUGAAGACUCACACACACAGCCUGAUGGCCAGAACAACGCGGGCUCGCUGUCCAACGCGGAGGAAGACACGGGGAUAGCUCCUCUCAAUCUCUCCAAAAAGGCCGACACAAGCACAGGACCUAUCCACGAGCACGUGUACAAAACCCCACCCAAACCAGACAGGCAGAGCUUUCUGGACCUGCAGGACGUGCCCCUGAACCUCUCGGUGAAGGAUUCCUGUAACACAGCGAGCCUGAAAACGUCCUUCCACAGCCCGUCUCAGGACAACGGCACCGCCGCCCCCAGCACCGAGAGCGAGAGCUCCGGGGUGGAGGGAGGCAACCCCAAGAACCCCACCAGCAGCGCCUGUGACAAAUCCUUCCCGGGACAGCGCGGCGAGGCUCAGGAUCUGCGGCUCAUGGAGAGCUGUGACGAGCAGAAGCAGACGGCGGCCGUGGCCCUGUGCCAGCUGGCCUCGUACAGCCCCGGCACGGCCCGGCUGGACAGCGACGGGCAGAGCCCCCAGGACAGCAAAGCUCCGGCCACGGAAGCCUCCCGUAAUUCCUCUGAUGCUCAGGAUACUCAGUGCAACCAGAAAGUGAAAGGGCAAAAAAGGACAAAUCAAAAGGAAUCCGCAAAGGCCCAGCAAGGCGCUAAGAGAGUCAGGCCCAAUGACUGCAGCAGAGUCUUCACCCUGAGGAAGAGGACAAGAGUGUCCUAAUCCUCCCCUUUCUGGUCACAGGAGCUGGUUACCAGCAACAUCACGAAAUCCCUACAACCUGUCUCUCAUUGGACUUGGCCCUUGACAAGAUGCAUUCCAUCUCUCCAUUGUAAAUAAUGUUUAUAAUUUUAUAUUAAUAUUUUUAAGUAACUGAACUUUGCCUUGUAUAAGCUCAGGUUUUGAUGAGUGAAUUUUUGCAUUCAUUACUAAAGUCAAAGUACAUUAGAUGAAUCUUCAAGGGGUUUUUGCAAUUGUAUUGAUGUAAAAUAACUUUUACAACUUCUUUUCUUAAAAGAUGUUUAAGCUCUAGAAAUAAUAUUGCUCAACAACACGCUGUCAUAGUCUUUUUUCAGGCUUAACUUCAUCUAGUAGAGGGGGUUUUUGUCUUUUUUCUUUGAAAACCUUUUCAUGUCACUGUGCAGUAGUUUAAAUAAGCUUAAGAUUAAACCUGGCUAUUCAGAAUUUACUGUAAA